AUGAAAUUUGAAUACAAUUCAGAGGAAGUGCCUCAAAGGGUAAUCGAGGUGUUCAAGCGGUUUUGCUUGCAUUCGAGCAAAGAUGGCCAUCAAAAGGAUGUCGGAACAGUGUUUGAGUCCUUGCCUGAGAAGUUGAAGAUUAAUAUCACGACAAACCAGCCGGUAACCAUGGUCUUACCUGCAUUUCCAUGGAAGAGCCCGAACCAGGACAAAGUGCUAGGAGAUGGGGCUGAUCUAGGAGAAGAAUUAGGUCUGGCAAAGUUGAAUCAUCUGUGCGAGGAGAUCUCAAAGGUCUACCCUUACGGCGCGCGACUAAUCCUUAUUUGUGAUGGGCCAGUGUAUAAUGACUUGGUCGGCGUUCCCGACGACAAAUAUUACGACUAUGGCAUGGAGCUGCGAAAAAUCGCCCAAGAGAAACACUUUUCUUCUAUCCAAUUCAUCCGGCUUACAAAUUUGCUGCGGUUAGGAGAUGGCGAGAAAAUUCCCAAGGCAGAUUACCUACAUCUUGUCCCCGCCUGCAGGGAGAAACUGAUGUCACCCACAUACUUCGAUCCGAGAUUUGACAUUGAUCAUGAGUUGGAGACAAAUCCAGAUACCAAGACAACAUACGAGAGCUAUUUUAGUCGCAUCUCAGAGGAUAUAAAAUGGGCCAAAGGUUUUGACCCUCUUCUCGCGGCCGACCCGGCGCUCUACGCGGUUGAGGUGUCCAAGAGGACGAAAACCAUGAUCAACCGGCUCAUCGCAUAUGAAGCCGUCAUUAACGCCACUCUUGGAAAACACAUCCGUCUUUCGAUUCACCCUUCAUUAGGGCGAAAUAAGAUCUCCAUUCCCCUGCUACGGCAAGGUGACCUGUUUGGUGAUAUGCCAUGGCAUGCAAGUGUGGUAGUGUUGCCAAAUGGGGAAAUCAAGACUGGGAACUCUCGAGAAUUUCGCAAAAUCUAUGAGGUCGUCAUGAGGCAUGGCCGGCCCUAUUACUUUAGAGAGCGGAACCCGGUAUAUGAAUGGGAAGCAACGGUGGAGUUUCAGCAUGACUACGACGGGUUAAUUGUGAAGAACCGUUGUCAGAACACUCAGACGCUUGGUAGAGAUGACCGCUUGAAGCUAGCUCGUUUGAUUAUACAGUAUCAGACCAAGUCGGUUCGUGUGGAGGGCUUUGAGGUGCCAAAUGACGUGUGA
Messenger RNA from Penicillium vulpinum, 1176 nucleotides. RefSeq names its product isocyanide synthase family protein. The transcript has 3 exons. The record is from RefSeq and is a predicted model, not a curated record. Lineage: Eukaryota; Fungi; Ascomycota; Eurotiomycetes; Eurotiales; Aspergillaceae. Bases 1 to 1176 code for a protein of 391 amino acids.